Messenger RNA from Xiphophorus maculatus (southern platyfish), 2240 nucleotides. RefSeq names its product UDP-N-acetylglucosamine pyrophosphorylase 1 (gene uap1). Gene Ontology annotation, molecular function: UDP-N-acetylglucosamine diphosphorylase activity. The record is from RefSeq and is a predicted model, not a curated record. The transcript has 11 exons. Gene Ontology annotation, biological process: UDP-N-acetylglucosamine biosynthetic process. Bases 119 to 1681 code for a protein of 520 amino acids. Lineage: Eukaryota; Metazoa; Chordata; Actinopteri; Cyprinodontiformes; Poeciliidae.
UCGGUGGGAGGUGUCGUAGCUUAGCGUUGUAAGACAGGAACCACACAGCCGCUGAUAUUAAUGCUCUUAACGUCAACGAGAGUCUGUGAGAGAGAGUUCAUCCAAAUCAUUAUUGAUCAUGGACCCAAACACCAGUGGACUUGUGGAGAAGUUGGCUGAAGCGGGCCAGUCUCACCUCCUCCAGUUCUGGAAGGAGCUGAGUCCCAAAGACCAGCAGGAGCUUUUCCAGGAUCUUCAGGGAGUAGACUUUCUGGAAAUCAACGGAUUCUUCAAGAGCGCCAUGGAGACGUCCAGCAGCACCAAACACGAGAAGAUGGACGGGCGCAUGGAGCCAGUGCCCCGGGAGGUGCUCGGGAGUGUGACUAGGGACAGGGAGAGUCUGAAAGACUGGGAGGUCAAAGGUCUGGACUGCAUCGCUCAGAGUAAAGUGGCUGUCCUACUGCUGGCGGGGGGUCAGGGAACCAGACUUGGGGUCUCUUACCCUAAAGGCAUGUACGACGUCGGGCUGCCAUCCCACAAAACUCUCUUUCAGAUCCAAGCGGAGCGCAUUUUGAAGCUGCAGCAGCUGGCGGAGCAAAAGACAACAGUCAAAUGCUGUGUUCCCUGGUACAUCAUGACCAGUGGCAGGACGAUGGAAUCCACCAAGGACUUCUUCUCGCAGCAUAAAUACUUUGGUUUAGACAAGAACAAUGUCAUCUUCUUCCAGCAGGGCAUGCUGCCAGCAAUGGACUACUCUGGAAAGAUCAUCCUGGAGAGCAAGGGGAAGCUUUCCAUGGCUCCUGAUGGAAACGGGGGUCUUUACAGGGCCCUUGGGAACCAGGGAAUCCUGGACGACAUGCAGCGGAGGGGAGUCGAGUUCAUUCAUGUGUAUUGUGUCGACAACAUCCUGGUCAAAGUGGCCGAUCCCACCUUCGUUGGGUUUUGUGUGCAGAAGGGAGCGGACUGCGGAGCUAAGGUGGUGGAGAAAACCAAUCCGACCGAGGCUGUGGGCGUGGUCUGUAAGGUGGACGGGCAUUACCAGGUGGUGGAGUACAGCGAGAUCACCCUACCGACGGCUGAGAAGCGCAGCUCGGACGGCCGCCUGAUGUUCAACGCGGGGAACGUGGCCAACCACUUCUUUAGCUUCUCUUUCCUGCGAGACGUCGUGCAGAAAUAUGAACCCCAGCUGCAGCACCACGUUGCCCAGAAGAAGAUCCCGUUUGUGGACGAUCAGGGUCAGCUCAUCAAACCGGAGAAACCGAACGGGAUUAAAAUGGAAAAGUUUGUCUUUGACAUCUUCCAGUUUGCAAAGACGUUCGUGGUGUACGAGGUUCUGCGGGAGGACGAGUUCUCCCCGCUGAAGAACGCGGACACCCAGGACGGGAAGGACACGCCCACCACUGCCAGACACGCCCUCAUGUCCCUGCACCACCGCUGGGUCCUGAACGCUGGGGGCCACUUCAUCGACGAGAACGGCAGACGUGUGCCCGCCAUACCCAGAGACGGAGCAGCGGGGAGUGUCACAGAUGAUGGCAACAGAAACCUCAAGGAUGGAACCGACCUUCCGAUCAAAUGCGAGAUCUCUCCGCUGGUCUCCUACGCGGGAGAGGGUCUCGAGGAGUUGGUCAAGGGACGAGAGUUUCAGGCGACCCUGAUGAUCGACGAGCGCGGAGUCCACGAACUGGUGAAGAACGGCGUUUAGUCAACAGAGGACAGACGCGGGAGAACAACCCAAAGAUCACCUCAUGCUUUUUGUUUUCCUGAGUUUGUUUAGAGAAACUGUGAUGCCAUCGCCGUGCAAUAACAAGCGUCUCCCUGAAAGGUUCUUGAGUCUUAAGUGAAUGAGGCUAAUGAAGUACGCAGUCUUUUCUCUGUUUGUAUGCUGACGCCAUACUUUAUCUUUCUUUCAUAGAGCACUUGAACACAUUGUGAAAUUAUGAAUGAAAUCCUUAUUGUCUGGACUAUGCAUUCGGCAAGUGCAUCUAUUUAUUUUGCUUAUGAGACUUAUUUUUAUACGUCCUGAUGAAUGCUGUUUAGAUGGACUUUACCAUCUAUUUAACUUGUAAUUUUUGUACAAGAAUAGGCUGAGAUUAAGUAAUCAGUACAUGUCAUAAGGACACAUGGAUCGGGAUGUGGGGGGUAUUUAUAAUAUCUGCUUCUUAAUCAUUAAAGGAUGGCUUUUAUCUUUUAUUAAAUGCACUUUCUACAUGGAAACCAAAUUGUUUUGUCUAUAUCUCUUUAUAAACUCUCAAUUUGCACAA